Molecule: messenger RNA, 3874 nt
Organism: Oncorhynchus keta (chum salmon)
Lineage: Eukaryota; Metazoa; Chordata; Actinopteri; Salmoniformes; Salmonidae
Product: caskin-2-like
Exons: 19
Coding region: 856-3726 (956 amino acids)
Molecular function (GO): protein binding
Source: RefSeq, a predicted model, not a curated record
GGAUCUGUGUUUUAAUUCGCGACGAAGUUCUCCAGAGUUUUGAUGCGUGUGGAGGCGGAGCCGCGCGCUUUGCUCUUGGUCGCAGAGGGAUUUGGAGAAAGAUAUGUCCUCCUAGCGCAGGGACAAGUCCGGCGACUUAUCCUUCAGGAAUGGUCUGUCUGGCGAGGAUGACAGGAUUGUAUUUACUGGAAGCAAAAUAAGAUUUAACUGAAUGUCAGUUUGACUUUCAAUAAUUUAUCUAAACGUUUUCUGGAUUAUGUGUUGCCAGUAGCAGCAUAACUUCUUCAUACAGGCAGAUUCCAUUGAGUCUACAAGCACCUGACUCGCUGAGCACUAAACCCUGGCUUCCACCCUUCACCAGUCCAAGGUCAAGGACCGGAUAACAUCUGUCAACAUUUUCUGGUUCUACUGUUCCAGGUUGGCGGACACAGAGGAGAACCUGAAACACACCCAGCCCUGAGGACAAGUAGACUAUGCGACACACCCUGCCCUGAGGACAACUCCAGAAAUACUACAUUUUUAAUUUAGACCAGGACAGACAACAACCAGGCCUCACACACAAACACACUCUGGAAACCAAACGACCUGGUGGUGCUGGUGCCUAGCCUCACCCAGUUAAUAACAAUGGUCCGGUCCGUUCUAAUCUGAUUGACACAGACUGACUGUCUAGCUGGUUUGGGUGUUUUGUGAUGCUCCUCUAUACGUUCAUCAUCAUCGUAUCUGAUUUUGAAGAGCUGAAGGACUCACCAUAAACCUGACUGUGUGAAGUUGAGCCCUCGACUGCCAAGGACCGCUUAGACUACUGACCUCGUAAGGGCCGUGUGUGCUCACUGGUCGCUUGUGUGGUGGUCGAUCAUGGGUAAGGAGCAGGACCUCCUGGUGGCAGUGAAGAGUGGAGACAUCCUCCUGGCCCACAAACUCCUGGCCAAGGUCACAUACAACAAAACCAAGUUGCUGGGCUCCACAAAGAGGCUCAACAUCAACUAUCAGGACUUAGAUGGGUUUUCAGCAUUACACCAUGCAGCUCUAACAGGCACCACUGAGCUGCUGUCACUACUACUGGAGGCUCAGGCCACUGUGGACAUCAAAGACAUUAAUGGUAUGCGUCCGCUACAUUAUGCAGCGUGGCAGGGUAAAGCUGACUCUGUGUUGCUGCUGCUGAGAGCUGGAGCCUCUGUUAACACACUGUCACAGGACGGACACAUACCUCUACACCUGUCUGCACAGUACGGACACUACCAGGUGUCUGAGAUGUUACUCCAGCACCAGUCUAAUCCCUGUCUGGUGAACAAGGCCAACAAGACUCCUCUGGACCUGGCCUGUGAGUUUGGCAGACUCGAGGUUGCUCAAUUGUUAUUGAACAGCAACAUGGUGGUAGCUCUGUUGGAGGGGGAGGGGCUAGACGGUUUAGACAAUGCCUCCUCCAACACGCCCCUUCACCUGGCCGCUCGCAACGGACACAAAGACAUCAUCAGGGUGCUACUGAAGGCUGGUAUAGACAUCAACAGAACGACUCAGGCUGGCACCUGUCUGCACGAGGCUGCCCUCUACGGCAAGACUGAAGUAGUGUGUCUGCUGCUGGACGCCGGUAUUGAUGUGAAUUUACGUGACACCUACAACCAGACAGCCCUGGACAACGUCAACCAGUUCACCACCUCAUCAGCCAGCAAGGACAUCAAGAUAAUACUACGAGAAGCGUUAGGGUCUCUCCAGGUGAGAGCUGUGAAGGACUACUGGAACCUUCACGACCCUACAGCCCUCAACCUCCGUGCUGGAGACCUCAUCAUGGUGUUGGAGCAGCACACGGACGGGCGGUGGAAAGGUCAUAUCCAUGACAACCAGAGAGGAACGGACCGGGUCGGAUACUUCCCUCCGUCUAUAGUGGAGGUCAUCAGCCAGAGAACAGGGGGUUCUGUCUCAUGUCAGGUCUCGUUACCAAGCCAACGGCAGCAGCACUUCCUGUCAAGAGCUCCUCCCACCAGUAUUGGCUCCGCCCCCCAGAUUGAGGACUCCUACGCCUUGUACUAUGACCACGCAGCAGGAGACAGGAACAGUGUUGGCAGUGCAAGCAGCAGUGCAGGCAGCAGUGCAGGUAGUGUGGGCAGCAGUCGUAGUACUGGCAGCGGGCAGAGCUCAGAGAACGGCUUCGGACCGAAUGGGACGCACAAGCUGGCACCCUCUGUUGGUGAGUCCAGAGAACAGCAGUUUCCCCCUGCAGGACCAGACCCCAGCAAACAACCUGAUGGGCAUACAGGUGGUCAGAGUCGUCAAGUCAGUGGUGGUACUCGUUUGGGGGAGCAGAGUGGCUUCAUGUGUUCAGACAUGGUCCUGGUGGGCAGCGACUCUGAGGCCAUCUACCAAUGGCUGUGUGAGUUCCAGCUGGAGAGCUACACUGCUAACUUCCUCACAGCAGGAUACGAUGUACUUACUGUCAGUAGGAUGACCCCAGAGGACCUGACUGCCAUCGGAGUGACCAAACCAGGCCACCGAAAGAAAAUCUCCAUGGAGAUAGGCAACCUGAACAUCCCAGAGUGGCUGCCUGACUACGUCCCUUCUGAGCUGUCAGAGUGGUUGAGCGCGAUCGGUCUCCCUCAGUACCAGAAGAGACUGUGUGAGAAUGGUUAUGACACCAUCAGCAUCGUCAAGGAUAUCACCUGGGAGGACUUAUCAGAGAUAGGAAUCACCAAGCUGGGUCAUCAGAAGAAGCUGAUGUUAGCCGUGAAGCGUUUAUGUGACCUGCAUCGUUCUCGUCACCAUGCCAACGGCUCCGACACGCUCCGGCAUAAACCUACCACAGUGGCUAUUGAGCCCCCCGAGAUCCCAUACGACUGCUGCCCCCUUUCCCCUCACACCACCAGGACACCCUUCCCCUCAUUCCAUGACAGCGAGCUGAGCACAGAGGUACAGAACACCAUGAUGGGGAGGGCAGCAGGAGGAGGAGUGGAUGGGUUUGGGAUGGGUGUGAGGGAGAGCAUUAGCCAGGAGAGCAUCGGAACGUGCUCCCGCGGAUCUGGGAAUUCUGGAAAAUCUGGGAAUUUUACGGGGUAUUCCCAAGAGCUUCACCAACAGACUCUGGCAUCGGCUGGAGUGCACAGUCGCUCGGACGAAAGCUUGGGAGGAGGGGGAAGGAGACAGGGGGGAGGAGGUAGUCCAGGGAGAGACCGACAGAGACUCACAGAGGUGUGGCCUGACCAGAAGCGCCACCCCCAGCCACCCACUAAACUACCCAUCACCCCCUCACCCCUCCUCUCACCCCCAGCUCGAUGCCCCGCUUCGCCUACCCAGCCGUGCAUAGUAAACCCAAACCUUGCAAGCCCCCUGCCCACCCCCACCCCUUCUCCUCUCCCCAGGCCUCCCCCACACAGAGGGCCUUCAACUACCUCCACACCCAGGAAGGAGGAACCUAUAUGUGCCAACGUGGUCUACCCAAGCCCCAGGCUGGAGCAAUCCCCCUCCCAGGACAAGGCCUCAACACAGAGGCUCUCAAGAAACGCACCCAGAGUCUGUCCCGCUACGCCCUGUCAGAUGGGGAACCGGAAGACGACGAGUCAUCGCUGCAGGAAUCCGUCCCUCCGGUGGCCAUGCCCUCGUACGCAACACUGGGACGCAAAACAGGCUGCGGCCAAUCAAAUUCCUCCGCCGUCCAACGCCACAUCAGCCGGAGCCACUCAUUCGCUGUCCGCUCUCGCCGCAAAGGCCCGCCCCCACCGCCACCUAAGAGGAUGAGCUCGGUGAGUGGCAGCCAGGCCAGUGAAUCAGGAGUGGCAGUAGUGGCAGGGCAGGUGGAGGUGGGAGGGGUGGAGACAGAGAGUGCAGGCAGUGUGAGAAGCAUCGCAGCCAGGCUACAGGGGUCCAGGCCCGGGGGCAGCCCCUC